This is a messenger RNA of Erythranthe guttata (spotted monkey flower), 3405 nucleotides long. Its product is annotated as DNA-directed RNA polymerase subunit beta, putative (DUF630 and DUF632). NCBI's taxonomy places the organism in Eukaryota, Viridiplantae, Streptophyta, Magnoliopsida, Lamiales, Phrymaceae. The record is from RefSeq and is a predicted model, not a curated record.
AUUAACACCGACGUUCAUCCCCUCUCUCUCUCUCUCUAUCUCUCUCUCUCUCCUGCUACUACUGCUAUCCAACGACGACGCUCCAUCGGCUGUCAAAACCAAGAAAACCAAGAAAAUAAAAUUUACUACCAAACAAAUCAACAUAAAAGAUUCCUUCUUCUCCUUACUUUCCCCUUUUCCUCCAACCCUAAAUUUCCUUAGCAUCACCCACCAUGCUUUUAACUUAAUUUACUAAUUUGUACCUACAAGUUUCUAUUUUUCAGGAUUCCGAUGGGCUGCGCCAGUUCCAAGCUCGAUGAUACUCCGGCAGUUGCUUUGUGCCGUGAGCGCUGUGCUUUCCUCGACGAAGCCGUGCGACACCGUUUUGCCUUUGCUGAAGCCCAUAUGGCUUAUCUUCACUCUCUCAAGGCCGUUGGCCUUUCUUUAGACCGCUUUUUCAAUCAAGAUCUCGACGCCCCCAACUCCCCUCUUCUCAACCUUCCCCCUCACCGGAAAGGGGACCCCGACCCCUCCGCUUCUCCGCCGGAGAAUAUUCAACACCAUCUCCACUCGCAUUCCGACUCCGAUUCGCAUCUCAACUUCCACUCCGACGAUGAUGAUGCCUCUGGUUCUGAGUCGCUGCACCAUCACGAUAUCAGCCCUCCGGCCCACCACCACCAGCAGCCCCCGUACGGCGGAGGCUAUUUCUCCGAUUAUCAGAAUCUCAAUAUAAAUAUUCCUCGAGCCGGCGGCGGAGGUUUUAUGAAUAUGAAUUAUAUGAAAAAUCAAGCGAUGCCUUCUGUGGUGUAUACACAACGGCCCAUGAGUCCAGAAACUAUGCAUAUGGGUGAAUCUUCCUCUUCCUCCUACUACCCUUAUCCUAAUUACUCCAACGGCAAUAAUCAGAACCAAAACCCUUCUUACUCUAUGUAUAAUAACAGUAAUAAUUUUAAUGCUUAUCCUAAUUAUCCAAGUUACGGUGGUGGAGGUGGUUUUUUUGGUGGUUCUUCCCCACCCGCACCAUAUGGUGGCGGGUAUUCAUCUCUGCCGGCGGGGGCUUCAACUUCCAAAGCACCCCCACCUCCACCCUCACCGCCCAGCUCCUCCACAUGGGAUUUUCUGAACCCCUUUGAGAGCUUUGAGAAAUAUUAUCCGCCUUAUACUCCAAGCCGAGACUCGAGGGAGGUGAGAGAGGAAGAGGGUAUUCCAGAUUUGGAGGAUGAGGAAGAUGAGGUUGUGAAGGAAGUCCACGGUGAUCAGAAGUUUAUGGACAGUGGAAGAAGCAGUUACUCGAAGCAGGGAGUAUCGGAAAGUGAUGCUCGAGUGGCGAACGAUGCUGAGUUACAGUAUAGAGCAAGGCCGAGUGUAGGGAUUGAGAAUGAUCCGGUUGAGUAUGAGGUUCAUGUGGUGGAUAAAAAGGUCAUUGAUCCUGAGGAGAGGUCGAAAGAUCGGGGCAAUGGAGCUGGAUUUAAGGCCCGUGGUGGAUUGAAGGCUGAUUCAGAUGUUGUGAGAGAGAUUCAAGUUCUAUUUGAGCGCGCUUCGGAAUCUGGAAGUGAGCUUGCCAAGUUUCUUGAGGUUGGGAAGCUUCCGUAUAAGCGAAAGCAUGUUGGCAAUCAUGUUUCUUCGAAGCUAUUGAAUCUACCAGUGCUGUCCUCACAACCUUCAACAUCAAAAAGCUCUGAUAGCGCGGAUCCUGCCUUGUUAGAAAUCAAUCAAGAGGUGGAUUUGAGAUCCAAAAAUCUUUCAUCUACUUUACAUAAGCUGUACCUAUGGGAGAAAAAACUGUAUGAAGAAGUCAAGGUUGAAGAAAAAAUGAGAGUCAUUCACGAGCGGAAGUCUAAAAAAUUGAAGCGAUUGGAUGAAAGGGGUGCUGAGGCUACCAAGAUUGAUGCAACCAGAACUUUGGUGAGAAGUCUCUCCACAAAAAUUAGAAUUGCAAUUCAGGUAGUUGAUAAGAUCUCUGUGAAGAUAAAUAUCUUGAGAGAUGAAGAGUUGUGGCCACAGCUAAACGAAUUCAUUCAAGGGCUGACUAGAAUGUGGAAGUCGAUGCUCGAGUGCCACCAAAAUCAGUGUCAAGCAAUAGCAGAAGCCAAGCGAUUAGACGCCAUAGCAUUAAGAAAGCACUUUAGUGAUGCUCAUUUCGAAGCCACACGACAGCUCGAACAUGAUAUCAUUGACUGGACUUUUAGGUUCUCCCAUUGGGUAGGUGCACAAAAGGGUUAUGUCGGAGCAUUGAAUAACUGGCUUAUGAAAUGUCUGCUGUACGUACCGGAAGAAACAGCUGACGGGAUAGUCCCAUUCUCCCCUAGUAGAAUCGGGGCACCCUCAGUAUUUGUUAUUUGUAAUCAGUGGUGGCAGUCUAUGGAUAGAAUAUCCGAAAAGGAAGUGGUUGAUUCGAUGAGAGAAUUGGCAUCGAAUGUGCUCCAGCUGUGGGACCGUGACAAGGCAGAGAUGCGUCAGAGGAUGCUGGCGAAUAAGGAUGAGAGGAAAAUAAAGAGUUUGGAGAAAGAGGAUCAGAAGAUACACAAGGAGAUUCAGGCAUUGGAGAAAAGGGUGAUGGUGAGAUCUGCAGAAGAGAAUGGGAUGCCGUUGACAGGACAUGUGGUGUAUCAGAGUGAGACAUCUAAAGGUGGGAGUUUACAGGCAAGUUUACAGCAUGUACUUGAGGCGAUGGAGAGGUUUACUGGUAAUUCGCUCAAAGUGUAUGAGGAGCUGUUGCAGCGCAUUGAAGAAGACCGUCUUUCCCGCCUAGAGCAAGAAGAAGAAAUUUCUUAGGAAUAUAUAUAUAUAUAUAUAUCUGUAUCAAAUACGAGUGAGUCCUGAUAUAUAAAAAAGAGAUAACGGAAGUCAAUUUUUGGACCAAUCGAAUGGGGGAUGGGAGAUGUUUGGGCAUUCUCUAAUUUGCCAUGAAUGAAGCAGGGGAAGGAACCAACAAUCUCAUGGAAUUAUGAAAGUAGAUGAGGUUUGCUGAAAACAUGAGAAAACAUAUGCUGGGAAUCUAAUGUCUCGCUCUCAAGUCGUCGUCGUCGUCAUCAUCAUCAUCAUCAUCUAUUGAUGAAUUCAUGAAGGAAUGAAUGAAUGAAGAAGAUUGAAGUGUGGUUGUGUAAUAGAGCAUGAUUGUGAAAAUAUGAGCAUUUAAGUGCAGUAGUUAGUCGUGUUAUUCGUGCAUUGUACAUCUCCAGGGCAGGGCAGUCUGUCUUCCUCUACUACACAAAAUGAAGAUGUAUAAAAAGUAGAAACUCACUCCACUCCAUAGAUUGAUUGAUUGAUGAUGAUACUUGUUUCUCUCUGUACAUAAAUAAAUUCUUUAGAGCUAUGAAUGAAUCUAUUUAUUCAGACAAACAAUUUGUAGCUUAGCUUGAACAAGUUGUUGGAAUUAAUGGAUUCUCUUUCUUUUGUCAAAUAAUAUUUUGAUACUAUUCCUCU